Molecule: messenger RNA, 1326 nt
Organism: Anisakis simplex (herring worm)
Lineage: Eukaryota; Metazoa; Nematoda; Chromadorea; Rhabditida; Anisakidae
Source: the annotation of a GenBank genome assembly
AUGGAGAAUUUCAUCGAUUUACAGCCUGAUGCGAGCCUAUUGGACGCGAAUUUCGAUGGUUAUAAACUGUCAUUGGACAAGUUUCCAACGAUGAACGUAGAGCUACCUUCUGAAGGCGAGUUCUUUAGCAUUCGUAUAUUGCAAACAAGUAAUUCGCAGUAUGGCUUGGAACAUGUGAAAUUGUUUAGCGAUAUAAAUUAUCUCGUAGUUGAUAAAUUCAGCAGCGACAAUGUGAAACGUUUUUAUGUGAUUGCUGAUGAUUUAGGAGUAUAUGCGAUCACUUAUUCUGCGCAGGGAAGUACAUUUGAAUCGAUCAAAAAAGUCGCAGCAAUCAGUCUACCGGAUGACUUCAAUAGUCGCGAAGAGCGAUAUCCUGCAAAUAUUUCAUUUCCGAAUAAAAAUUUCGCAUUCAUAUCGAAUGGUUAUGGACAACUUUCGCUCUAUUCAACUGGCGAUCGUAGCAAAAGCGCAGUCUGGGAGGAAUGUUUGGAUGUGAGUAAAUUACUGGACACAAACGACAAUAAAUCAGCGGCGUUCAUAAUCGCCGAGAGUGUGUCGUUGAAAGAGGAUUGUGUGGAUGUGUUGUUGAGGAAAGUGAUACCGAAGGAGAGACACUCAUCGAAAUCACAUUUCUGGAAUAAACUUUUGUGGAUUUCUUUGACUUAUGAAUCAAACGAAUGGAAGAUGAGUGCCAAACGCGAGGUGAUUUGCGAAGGGCAUAUUGAAAUGAUAACGUUUGAUUCGUCGAUAAACAAUCUGAUAGUUGACAGCUGCGGUGAUGUGAACUUUGUCUAUGAUUCUGCGCAGAAGAUAUCCAGAAAUCAUCGAACAUCGUUAGUGGAAGAUGAGAGCGGACAAAUUGUGGAAGAAUCAAUGGAGGAAGAUAAAAAGCUGUAUUGUUGGAUGCAGUCGGAUGAGGAUGUAACAGUAGUAUUCAAUAUAGGUGAGGUGAUACAUAAAAAGGAUGUGUCGUUGACGAUGAGCUCAUCGAAAAUAAAAAUUUCCAUCAAAGGAGAGUUGCUGCUUGAAGGUGAAUUGGGCGGUGUGAUUCAUGUGGAUGGAUCCACUUAUACGAUUGAUAAGAAUAUACUCGAAUUAACUCUUUCAAAAAGUAGUGCAAUUCACUGGAAUGAAUUGAUUGUUGGUGAUCAACGAGGCAUAUAUCAGNUCACAAAUAAGUUAGAGGAUUUGUCAGGAAAUAAGAAUUUCAAUACAGAACAACUGGAGGAUUGUGAUAUGGCCGAUGAAGAAGAUAUUUAUAAAAUAAGAUGGCUCUCUGGCGAUACGCACGAUAUCAAAUAUGUGGUAUGUUUCCAGCUUUCAUAG